Messenger RNA from Paramecium octaurelia, 932 nucleotides. NCBI's taxonomy places the organism in Eukaryota, Ciliophora, Oligohymenophorea, Peniculida, Parameciidae. The record is from the annotation of a GenBank genome assembly.
AUGUAUAAUUCUUUGCACAUACAGUUCUAAUUUGCUUCUUAAUAUAUUAAUGAAUUCAAUUAUCUAUAAAAAUCUGUAUUAACUCCUAUUCUAUUUAUUUUCAGUUGCUAACUAAAAAUUAUUCAAUAUGUAAAGACUUUAGCUAUUUAAAAUAAAGAAAACUUAAUAUACUUUCAACUUAAGAAUUAAUAAUUAUUUAUGUUUAACCUUAACCUAUACAUGAAUAUUACAUUAUAGUUGCCUUACAAAAUUCAACUAGAUCUUUAAUUAUAAAUUAUUUUAAUGAUUUAGAAUUAGAGAUUAGUAUCUGUAAUGACCUUUACAUUAAAUUUAAAAUUAUAAUCUUUAGGAUUAUUCAUUUUAUUAUCCUUUUAAGUACGAAAAAAACAAAGAUAAAUUAGCUAUUUUAAUUGAAUAAAAUAUUUUUCUUUAUAUAGCCAUUGUUUUAAUAUGAAUAUCCAUGUUAAUAUUAGUAGAAAUUAUCGAAACCUAAUAAUUUCCUUUUUUAAUUGGACGAAUAAAAUUUAUUGUUUUCUUAGAACAAAGUAUGGAGAUAUUCAUUCUUUUAACAAUUUCUUGUUGAAUUAGAUAUAGAAAAGUUUCAUCAAGGUGGCUUGUCAUCAAACUUUUCAAUAAACAAUAAGGUGAAUGGUGAAGUUGAAAUAAAGAUUUAAAUCCAAAAUCAACGCUUUAAGUUACAUUCUCUCAUGAAAUCAAUUAUAAUUUACAUCGAAAAAAAUAAAAAAGAAAAAUAAAAUGUUUCUGAAAUGUUUUAUGGUCCAAUUAGUAAUUUGACAGUUUUAAACAAUUCAAGCAUUAUUUUGAAGGGAUCUUUUUAAAUUAAAUAAGCUAUUUAAAUUUUUAUUGAUAAACCUCAACAGUGUGUAUUAGAGAAUAUAAUUUUUAAACAAAAAAUUUAUAGUGUUUGUUGA